AUUGCGGUAUUGUCAAACCCAGAUAUCACGGAAGGUAUCAUUCGAGGCAUCUGUAAAGUUUUACAACUUGCGUUGCCGCGGUACCGAGAUAGCACAUCACAAUUCUACAUUCGGAACAUGAUUAUUGCCCUUGUUAAGCUGCAUGGGGAUUGGACCAUGAAGCAUCUUACUUCCACAUUAAAUGAUAUUGCUGCUGCACAUAAGAAUUUGGUGUCAACGAAGCACACGUCACAGAGUGGGUUAUAUGCUUUAGGCUGGUCAUGCUUAUUGAUUGAACAUGGCCUCAGUAAUUGUUCUGAUAGUGCUAAGGCUGAGUUUCAGCGUCUUGUGGAUACGCAAGGAACACUUUUAUCAGUUGUACUUGCAGUUGGUAACAAGAAUAAGAGUGCUAAAGCCUAUCGGACAUUGUCGGCCAUGUGGAGAUCUGUGAAAGGUAGUGAGGAGUUGUAUGGAAAUGCAUUAACAAGCUCAGAACCUAGCACACAUAUUGUAGUAUUUGGAUCGUACCUCAUCCGAUACCUGACAGAAACAAAAAGAGUGGAUCUCAUCAACAAAUAUAAGGUUACACUUUUGGAAAUGUUCAUUAAAGUAGCAAUCAGUUGCAAGACAAAACCUGCUGUGUAUGCCAUCAGGGCAUCUGAUUCUCUGCUAAAGCAUGUUUCACAUGAAGAAUUCAAGCGGCAGCUGUUGCCUGCCAUGCAGAAAGCAAUGCUGCGCAACCCAGAAAUCAUUUUGGAAAGUGUUGGUCAUGUUAUUGAGGGCCUGUUCCUAGAUAUGAGUCAGUAUGCCCAGGAUGUCGGAAGGAGCCUUGCAACAAACUUGCACUCCAAGGAAGACCUUGCUCGUGAAGAGUCAGUUUCUGCGUGUCGUUGUCUGGCCCUGCAGUGCAGUGAUGCUGGUGCAUUAGAAGGUCUGUUACAGCAUCUCUUUGACGUAUUCCACGGCAGUGAAGGGAAGCUUACUGUAGCAACACACAAGAUGAGUGUUCUUCAGGGUGCAGGCAGUUUGAGUUGCAAUGCAGUGACGACUGGCUACAGUUCACAGAGGCUGGCUACUGUUGCAGCACACCAUUUUAUUAAAGUGUUGGAUGUAGAAGUUCAUGAAAAGACCCUGAUUGAAGCUUUAGAAAUGCUGUCGUUAUGGUGUAAUAAAUUCAACAAUGAAGUGCCAAAGGAUGUAAUGGAUUGGUUGAAGAAAGGUCCAGGUUUGAAGACUUCAACAGCAGCUGUGCGCACUGCGUACAUUGAAUGUAUGUCUGCUUGCUUGCAUGGGAACACACUGGCCCAAGGGAUUGAACUUAUACCACUUUUGCUGAAGACAGUGGAGAAGGCAGUUGCUCAGCCAGCACAGGUUCCUCUUGUGACUGAGGCCUUGUAUGCUGCUUGUUUGUUGCUCAAGAUGGCAGCAGCUGAUAUUGGUGCAGACAAAAAAUUGGACAACCUUUGGAGUGUUGUACUAGACAUGAACAAACAGCUUUUUGUUUCUGAAAAAUUUCUUACUCUUGCUUCCGAUGAAGCCCUGUACCAUGUGAUGCAGCUGUGUGAGCGGCUGCUUCUGGAUCAUGCUCACAGGCUAAAUGGCAAGGCUAAUCCACUACACAAAGGAAUUAUUUUCUGUUUGACUGCACCAAGUUCUUCUCUCCGUUUACGUUGUCGCCCUGUGGUGAAAAAGUUGGUUUCUGUGUUGGGGGGAACCCAGCUUGCACGUUCUUUACUCAAAGAAUUUACCAGAUUUCUAGAAACAGCCAAAAUCCAGUCUGGAGAAUCUGUUAAGGAAAACAAAGACGGACCAGAUACAGGCUCAGGUGGAGGAGGGGAAAUAACUGCAAAGGUGGCUGUGAACUGCAUUAUCACAUUUUGCUCAGGAAGCAACUUAGUGCCAGAAGAUGCUCAGCUUCUUGCUCUGGACAGCCUCAUCAGCUGCCAUCACCCAGCUAUUGUUGCAGCUUCCCCAAACUUAUGGCUGAAAUUGUUGAAAUACUUGAAACUGGAUCCGUAUGAAUUCAUCAGACUCUCUGAAGAGAAUAUAAAGAAAAUCUUUAUUGAAGAGUAUAGUGCAUCUCCAUGCAUGGAGAACUCUUUGCAGACAGUAGUCCGCUUGAAUCCAGAUGUUGUUCUUCCACUUCUGGUUACAUUUGUCAUCAAGCAAUUAAGUGAUCCUUCUAUUCUUCUUGUUACUAAAGAUGAAUACUUCACAUUCCUAACACCAGAAGGUGAACUUUAUGACAAGAGUGUAUUAUCAGGGAAGGAUAGUGAAAAUGAGCUGAAUGUGAAGAAUGUGAAACGGGAGAGUAAAGUGUAUUCGUACAAGGAGCAACUGGAGGAGUUGCAGCUACGAAGAGAAUUGGAGGAGAAACGGAGGAAACAAGGAAAACUGAAGGAACCUCAGCUGACACCAAAACAAAAGGAAACUCUGAGACUUCAGUUGCAGAGGGAAAGUGCAAUACGUGCAAGAUUGACUGAGCUGAAUAAAAGGCUUGAGAAUGUGGUGUCAAUGAUAAAGGCAGCAGCAAAUGAUAGUGGUGAAGAACUGUCACUAUACUUUCAAGAUCUUCUGCCACAUAUCUUGAAGGAUCUGCAGUCUCCAUUAGCCGCGCCGUAUCUAUCUGCAUUGUAUAUAGAUCUCAGGAAAUGUGUUUCCUUCACCAGCAGGCAUAAAUAUCUAGGUGAUCUUAUUGCACACGUGACUCUCCGACUUCAAGCCCCUUGUUGUGAUCUUGAUGCACGUUGGGAAGAUGAAGAUUUGAGUGUAGCUGUGACUCGCACCAUUACAGCUCUGCAUAAAGCAACUGUGAGGCCGCGACGGACGACAAGUGCUGACGCUCCGCGAACAUACCUAACAGCCCCAGCUUUCUGUUACGUUUUCCCUUUGAUACGUUUUGCUCUGCUGUCUGCAUUUGCAAAGGCAGAUGAUUCAUUGGUAAUUUCUGGGCUCCAGAUCAUUUCUGAACAUGUGCAGAUGAGAGGAAGUGCAGAUAAUACACAAGAGAAGGAUUGCUAUCAUCCUGAUUUGCUCCCAAGAAAGCAAAUGUUUGAACUCCUUAUAGAAAUGAUAAGUUGUACUGGUGGUCGCAUUCAGCAGCAAGCAGGCUCUGCUCUGCUUGACGUUGCAGCGUCAGGCUGUGGAGCUGCUGGUUGUGCGCGGGCUAGUGUGGAUGAGAUAGACAGUUUGCUUGCUGCAUUGCAGAAUCCAUCAGCAGUGGUGCGUGAUGCAGCUCUUAGGGGUUUGAUUGCUAUGGUUGGUGCCUUUCCAACUUUGAAAGAAGAUUAUAACCAAGCGUUACGACUUAUAAGGAGGAUUUGGGUUGCACAGUUUGAUGUUUGUGAAGAGAAUAGAGACCUGGCUGUAAAACUGUGGGCUGUGGCAGAGCUGCAACUUCCAGCUGCUCUUUGUGAUGAGUCACAGGCUCUUGCUGCCUUACUGAAACAGGAAACAGGCCUCAUCGAUCAUGUCCUGGAGCAGUUGCUUGUAAUCUAUCAUGAAAAGCUUGCAAUCUUACCUCCCAAACUGGAUAGUUUUGGUCGUGUUGUUGAACAGCCUGUGGACAUGUGGGAGCCACGCAGUGGUGUGGCCCUUGCACUUGCCCAGAUUGCUCCCCUUCUCACUCCAAAAUCUGUCUCUCAUCUCAUCACAUUUUUUGUGUCAGUGGGGCUUGGAGAUAGAAGCCCUGAGGUCAGAAAGAAUAUGCUGGCAGCGGCUCUAGCUGCUGUAGAUCUGCAUGGCAAGGAAACUGUGAACAGUCUUCUGCCUGUUUUUGAGGAAUUUCUGGAUAAAGCACCAGAUUCAGGAAGUUUUGAUGCCAUACGGCAGUCUGUGGUGAUUCUGAUGGGUUCCCUGGCCAGGCAUUUGGAGCGAGAUGAUCGUAAAGUGAAGCCAAUUGUUGGAAAACUUAUCGAUGCUUUGUCAACACCAUCACAGCAGGUACAGGAGGCUGUGGCCAAUUGUCUUCCUCCACUUGUUCCUGCAAUCAAAGAUGAUGCUCCACAUUUAGUCCAAAAGUUGCUUCAUCAAUUACUAGAAUCUGAGAAUUAUGGUGAGAGAAAAGGAGCAGCAUAUGGGUUGGCAGGAUUGGUUAAGGGGAUGGGUAUUCUUGCCCUUAAACAACUUGAUAUCAUGAAUACUUUGACAACUGCCAUUCAAAACAAGAAAAACUUUCGCCACAGAGAAGGUGCACUGUUUGCAUUUGAGAUGCUGUGCAACAUGCUCGGCAGAUUGUUUGAACCAUAUAUAGUUCAUGUUCUGCCACAUUUAUUGUUGUGUUUUGGAGAUGGAAGUCAAUAUGUCCGUGAUGCUACAGAUGACACGGCUCGCGUUGUCAUGAGCAAACUUUCUGCUCAUGGAGUGAAGUUGGUGUUGCCAUCUCUGCUGGCAGCCUUGGAAGAGGACUCGUGGAGGACAAAAACUGGGUCUGUGGAGUUGCUGGGAGCAAUGGCUUAUUGCGCCCCCAAACAACUGUCUUCCUGUCUGCCGAGUAUCGUUCCCAAGUUAAUUGAAGUUUUGAGUGACUCUCAUGUAAAGGUUCAAAGGGCUGGAGCACAGGCUCUGAAACUCAUUGGUUCUGUCAUACGUAACCCAGAAAUUCAAGCGAUUGUUCCUGUGCUGCUGGAGGCGCUGCAAGACCCGUCAAACAAAACUGCCACUUGCUUACAAACUCUUCUGGAUACACAGUUUGUGCACUUUAUUGAUGCACCGUCUUUGGCUCUCAUUAUGCCAGUUGUGCAGCGCGCGUUUAUGGAUCGUUCUACGGAAACGCGGAAAAUGGCUGCCCAGAUCAUUGGCAAUAUGUACUCCUUAACUGACCAGAAAGAUCUGACUCCCUACUUGCCCACUAUCAUACCUGGUCUUAAAACGUCUCUGCUUGACCCGGUGCCAGAGGUUCGCAGUGUCUCAGCAAGAGCUCUUGGAGCUAUGGUGCGUGGAAUGGGUGAAUCGAGUUUUGAAGAUUUGCUUCCGUGGUUGAUGCAGACACUCACAUCAGAAACAAGUUCUGUAGAUCGUUCAGGCGCCGCCCAGGGUCUUAGUGAAGUUGUAGGUGGACUUGGUGUUGAGAAACUGCACAGAUUGAUGCCAGAAAUUAUUAGUACGGCUGAACGGACUGAUAUUGCACCACAUGUAAAGGAUGGUUAUAUCAUGAUGUUUAUUUACAUGCCUGUGGUAUUCACCACUGAAUUCACCCCAUAUAUAGGACAAAUUAUUAAUCCAAUUCUUAAGGCUUUGGCAGAUGAGAAUGAGUAUGUGCGUGACACUGCGUUGAAAGCAGGUCAGAGAAUUGUCAAUCUUUAUGCAGACACAGCCAUCAUGCUUUUGCUGCCAGAACUUGAAAGGGGACUGUUUGAUGAUAACUGGAGGAUUCGAUACAGUUCAGUGCAGUUAUUGGGUGACUUGCUCUACAGAAUAUCUGGAGUGUCUGGAAAAAUGAGCACUGAAACAGCAGAUGAAGAUGAUAACUUUGGAACUGAACAGUCACAUCAUGCUAUCAUUGAUGCUCUUGGUGGAGGACGCAGAAACCGGGUACUGGCAGGGCUGUACAUGGGUAGGUCAGAUGUGGCUCUCAUGGUGAGACAGGCAGCUCUGCAUGUUUGGAAGGUUGUCGUCACCAACACGCCUCGGACUCUGCGAGAAAUCCUUCCUACGCUCUUCAGUCUCUUGCUUGGCUGUCUGGCCAGUACCAGCUACGACAAGAGACAGGUUGCAGCCCGUACUUUAGGAGAUCUAGUGCGGAAACUAGGCGAACGGGUGCUGCCAGAGAUCAUUCCGAUUCUGGAGAAGGGGUUGGAAUCAGAUCAGCCAGAUCAGAGACAGGGAGUGUGUAUUGGUCUCUCAGAGAUAAUGGCUUCCACCAGCAAAGACAUGGUGCUCACAUUUGUAAACAGUUUGGUGCCCACUGUGAGAAGAGCUCUGUGUGAUCCGCUGCCAGAAGUGAGGCAGGCUGCUGCGAAGACGUUUGACAGUCUGCACUCAACCGUUGGUGUUCGAGCACUCGAUGACAUCCUUCCGGCAAUGCUCAACCAUUUGAUUGACCCACACCCGAAGGUUGCAGAGUCCGCGCUAGAGGGGUUACGGCAGGUGAUGGCCAUAAAGUCACGCGUGGUUCUGCCGUACCUUGUUCCACAGCUUAUCGCUCCUCCACGAGUAAACACCAAGGCUUUAUCAAUUCUUGCCUCUGUGGCAGGCGAAGCUCUUACAAAGUACUUGCACAAGAUAUUGCCUGCACUUCUGGCAGCUCUGUCUAUGGCCCAAGGCACACCACAUGAGGCCCAGGAGCUGGAAUACUGCCAAGCUGUUGUACUGUCAGUGACAGAUGAAGUUGGUAUUCGGACAAUCAUGGACCAGCUGAUGGAGUCCACUCGGUCAGACAAGGUGGAGCUCCGACGUUCUGCUGUCACGUUACUCUGCGCCUUCUGUCGGCACACUCAUGCUGACUACUCUCAGUAUGUGCCACAGCUCCUGCGAGGCCUAAUACAUUUGUUCACAGACUCAAAUCCUGAUGUGCUUCAGAUGGCAUGGGAAGCUCUCAGUGCUGUUACCAAGACUCUGGACUCUUCCCAACAAACCACUCAUGUUGGGGACAUACGACCGGCCGUGCGUUUUGCUGUCAGUGAUUUAAAAGGACAAGAUUUGCUUCCAGGCUUUUGCUUACCAAAGGGAAUCACGCCGAUUCUUCCUAUUUUUCGUGAAGCUAUUCUUAAUGGGCUUCCUGAGAUAAAAGAGCAGGCUGCACAGGGCCUAGGUGAAGUGAUAAAACUGACCAGUGCUCAAGCUCUCCAGCCAUCUGUGGUUCAUAUCACGGGUCCACUCAUCCGUAUUCUUGGAGAUCGGUUCAAGUGGAAUGUGAAGGCUGCAGUGCUGGAAACUCUUGCUCUGCUGCUUGCGAAGGUUGGUGUGAUGCUGAAGCAGUUUCUGCCUCAACUUCAGACUACAUUCCUUAAGGCUCUGAAUGACUCCAAUCGACAAGUGCGUAUCAAGGCUGCUACUGCUCUGAGCCAUUUGAUUGUGAUCCAUACUCGAGCUGAUCCUCUUUUCACAGAGCUGCACACUGGAAUUCGCACUGCUGAUGAUCCUGCAUUCAGGGAGACAAUGCUGCAGGCAAUGAGAGGUGUCAUCAGUCCAGCUGGGGAUAAGAUGACAGAACCUCUUCGUAAAGCUGUAUACGUAACUCUGACAGGAAUGCUGGGUCACCCAGAAGAUGUCACACGAGCUGCAGCAGCUGGCUGUUUGGGUUCACUUUGUCGCUGGCUGUCAUCUGAGCAACUUCAUGCUACCCUUACAGAUCACCUCCUGUAUGAUGACCUGCCUUUGGACUGGACUGUACGCCAUGGCCGGAGUUCUGCCCUUUCAGUUGCCCUCAAAGAAGCAUCUCCUCAAAUUUAUACAGAUGAUUACAAGGACAAGAUAUGCAGAGUUUUGUUGGCUUACCUUACAGGAGACAGGGUACCGAUAGCAAUGAAUGGAGUCCGAGGGUGUGGAUAUCUUUUCCAGCAUUUAAUGCUAACAGGCCAACCCCUGCCACAGCAACUUCUGACUCCUUUUGUCAGGUCCAUGAAUCACAGCAGCAAUGAGGUGAAACAAUUGCUGGCAACAGUGUGUUCCAUGUUGGCCAAGACAGUGCCACCACAGCACAUGGCACCAGAACUUCUGCGCCUGCUCAUUCCUAUGUUGGUAAAUGGUACCAAAGAGAAGAAUUCAUAUGUGAAGGCCUGCAGUGAAUUUGCCCUGGUGUCAGUUCUCAGACUUCGGCAAGGGGAUGAAACUCAGCAGCGCUGUAUGAACCUGCUAGAUAUUGGUGCCCGUGAAUCUUUGAGCGACGUCAUCAGCAAAGUCUUGCGCAAAGUUGCAAACCAACCAGAGGGCAAGGAUGAGGAUAUUGAUGACACAUUAUUGACAUGAUCAGUUGUAGUCUGGGAGUGGAGCCUGGUGAGAAAUACAUGUCAAUGUCACAAGUGUCAAAUGGUGGUGUGUUAUUGGGAUGAUCAUGGCAUGUCAUUCUUGUUGAAACAGGUUUUAUCAGAGACAUUUUUUGACAUUUCCUUUAGCCUAACAUGGAAUAGGGAUCAACAUCAACAUUCAUCAGUAGCAAGUCCAUGCUACACUGUAUGUAAUACAUUGCAUUCUGUAGUUAAAUUAUUAAUGUGUAUAUGUAAACUUAAUUUUUCAUGAGCUGGGGCACUUCUGAGCAAUUCAUCUUUGUCUGUUUUGUCUCCAUGGACUCAGAUUAUUUUGGUUGAUGAGCUAUGUUGUAUCUCAAUCUCUUCCUUCUGUCAUGAACAUUAUGAGCUUCUCAUAUUCUGAUUGUUCUCCUCUGCAUUCUGACAUGUAUUCUUGUAUUUGGCUACCAGCAUUUGGGAGGAACAUCCCACCUCUAUUUUCAGGGUUGAAGUAAGGUGAUGCACUUCUCCCAAAUAUUAACAGAACCCUACAAGGUCACAUGGCAUCACAGCCCAUGGGACCAUAAUUUAUAUUUUCAUCGCUGUGAGAAUUUCAGAUCCCAGAAAGCUUCUUGCCGUUCAUUGUGCAUUAUGUAUUACAGUUUUUGUAGAUGAAACGUGAUGUUAGGAACCAGUAGAACCACUCCAUGUAGCAUGAUUGUACAAUAUUCUAAUGUAGUAGGACUUAUUUUGUAAAACUGAACUUCAGACACUUGACUGAUUGAGGUUGAAUUCCUCAGAAGUGCCCCAAGAAAUGCUGUCUUGUGUUCUUUUCUGUUGAAAGCAAUCAUCUGUCAUUUAGCAGCCUCGCUCCUGUCGAGGAAUACCUACGUAUUCAAUGUGACUUAAUGUAAAUGUGUUGUACAGUCAAGGAACAUAGGAACCAGGUGACUUUUAUAUUUUAAUUUUUAACAUCAGGACUGCAUAUAAUAAAACAAGACAGUUCCUUGUUUACCUUGUACAGUAACUUGUGCUUGGAGUUACAGCAUACAAAAUCUUGGUUUUGUGGCUGGAUAAUGGUAAAUCCAUUGGUUUGUUACUCAGUCAUCUUUUAUUUCUCAAAACAUUGUAAUAGAUAAUCAGUUCAUAGUGUUUCUGUGGACUUAUAAAUGGGAUGAAGGAUGUAUGACGGUAACAGUGAUAGUUUCUGUGCAUUCACUUCAUGGCAUGUGGUAUUAGUUUGACUUUUGUUUAGGUUUACUUCUUCUGGUUUUAGCAGUGGAUGGUGAGGAUGUUCAGAUUCCAGAUUUUGUUCCUUGUUGUGACCGCACAUUUGAUGUGUUUAACAUACUUUGUUAGUGAACUGAUAUAUAAGGAAAUAAAUAAACACGCUUCGUCUUGAAGUUGUAACUGUC
Molecule: messenger RNA, 9280 nt
Organism: Zootermopsis nevadensis
Lineage: Eukaryota; Metazoa; Arthropoda; Insecta; Blattodea; Termopsidae
Source: RefSeq, a predicted model, not a curated record